Molecule: messenger RNA, 534 nt
Organism: Vicia faba (fava bean)
Lineage: Eukaryota; Viridiplantae; Streptophyta; Magnoliopsida; Fabales; Fabaceae
Source: the annotation of a GenBank genome assembly
AUGAAGAUGCCACAAGGUGUUCAAUCUUCAAAAUCAUGCCAGGUUUGCAAGCUUGUAAAGUCUCUCUAUGGCUUGAAACAAGCUAGCCGUCAAUGGUUUGAAAAAUUGACCAUAUUUCUUCAAGCUCAAGGUUUUACUCAUGCACAUGCUGAUCACACUCUAUUCACUAAAUCUGAUGCUUCCUCUUUCACAUCUAUUCUUGUCUAUGUAGAUGACAUCAUCCUAGAUGGUACAUCAUUAACUAUGUUUGCAGAUUUAAAAAGGGCGUUGGAUAGAAUAUUUCACAUCAAAGAUCUUGGCCAACUUAAAUUUUUUUUAGGACUUGAAGUUACUCGAUCUCAUAAGGGCAUUACACUUUUCCAAAGAAAAUAUUGUCUAGAACUCCUACAAGAUGUGGGCCUCACAGGAUGCAAACCAGUUUCUACUCCUUCAGAUGCUUCUACCCGUCUUCACCAAGAUGGUGGGUCAGUCUUUUCUGACAUUAUAUCAUAUAGACGACUCGUUGGCAGGUUACUUUACCUCACUACCACAUGA